AACACCAAGAAUAGUUCCUUAAAUACCAGCUACGUGAGAUCAAUUCAGGCCACAGCCAACAUGGCUAAUAACUAGUUAAAUGGCUUAUCAUUGAAGGUGAAAUGUAAUAUAUAGUAUAUCUGGAAUUAUAUACAAACUGUAAAUAAGAGGUUUCAUUUAGUUUUUGAUAAGCAGGUGUGUAAAUUGUGUGCUGGAACCAUUUAAGAGCAAGUAAAACAAGAUGUCACGAUUGCAACAAUUUGGAUUACUUUUACACAAGAACUGGAUACUACAAAAACGUAAAGUGUGUGUAACUGUUUUUGAAAUUUUAAUGCCGGUAGCUUUUGGGCUAUUACUGUUGGUUAUUCGAAAUCUUAUAGAGACAAACGAUUACCCGAAUGGGAAAAUAUGGAGCGCCUUCAAGCCUUCGCAAGCAGUAUCAAACCUCACGAAGACAGAAAUUCUAUACGCUCCAAACGAUGCAGCACUUGGUACAAUAAUGACUGCAGUCAAGAGCGACAUGGACACAGAUUUUCCAGGAUUUUUAACUGCAGUUACUGGGUUUGCGUCUAACAGUGAUGUAGAAACCUAUCAUACCAAUAACCCAAGUAAAGUGUUAGCUGCUGUAGUGUUUGAUGAAUCAGUUAACUACACGUCGACUACUCUACCACAAAAUGUGCAGUAUUCUCUGAGGGUGUCGCUUCUUGAUGGAGAUACAAGAUGGAGAACUGACCGCACAUUCCCGUUCGUAUUGACAACAGCUCCGAGAAACAACGACGCGACUGGCGGAGAACCGGAGUAUGGAAAAACAGGAUUUCUAUACAUCCAGUAUUUGGUUAACAAAAAUAUCAUGGAAAAUGGCGGUUAUGCUUUGGUUAAUAACCCUCUUCUCGGAACAACAAAUGAAGUUUACCUCCGAAAAAUGGCUUUUCCGCCCUAUUUAGAAGAUAACAUGCUGACAACUGUACAGACGACAUUACCAUUGUUUUUUGUUCUUGGAUUUAUACUCUAUGUUAUUAUGUUGGCGAAGAAUCUGGUUUAUGAAAAAGAAAUGAAACUAAAGGAAUCUAUGAAACUGAUGGGAAUGCACGUGUCGAUGUACUGGUUGUCAUGGUUUAUAUUUUCAUUGAUAUACAUGCUCCUAGCCUGCAUCUUCUUCACGAUCUUUUUCUCCAUUAAACUGAAAGGGGUUGCAGUUUUCACAAAUUCCCAGCCGUCCAUAGUAUUUGUGUUUUUAUUGAGUUACGGGUUAUCGCUGAUAGCAUUUUCUUUCAUGGUCAGCACAUUUUUCCAGAGAGCAAGUGUAGCAGCACCAGCUGCGGGAAUUAUAUUCUUCUUGGUAUAUUUCCCGUACUUUUUCCUGAACCAGGACGAAACGUUUGCCAGUAUGACCAGUAUGCAAAAGGGACUAGCAUGUGGCCUUAACAAUGUUGGAAUGGCAAUAGGUGUAAAAUUAAUUGCUCAGUAUGAAGGAACAGGUGCAGGUUUGCAGUGGAAUAACUUUGUUAAUCCUCCUACUGUUGAUCAAAACUUUUCCAUGCUGGCAGUUAUACUUAUUUUACUUCUUGACACAUUAGUAUAUAUGCUGAUUGCUUGGUACGUUGAUGCCAUUUGCCCAGGAGAUUUUGGAGUGCCACAGCCGCUUUAUUUCCCAUUCACGAAAACUUACUGGUGUGGUCAUAAUCAUCCAGAAGAUUUCGACGAUCUCCGUACAUCACACACAGCUAAUCCAGACUUAUUUGAAAGAGAACCAAGUGGUCUAAAAGUAGGAAUCAGCAUUGAAAAUCUCCGAAAGGUUUAUGGAAAGGGAAAGAAAAGAAAGGUUGCUGUAGAAAAUACCACUCUCAACGUCUUUGAAGGUCAGAUAACAGUACUUCUAGGUCAUAACGGUGCAGGAAAAACAACAACUAUGUCUAUGUUAACUGGCUUUAUACCACCAACAAGAGGAACAGCUAAAAUAAAUUCCUAUGAUAUAAGAAAGGACAUAACGAAUGUUAGACGUAGCCUGGGGUUGUGCCCGCAACACAACAUACUUUUUGAUACGCUCACAGUUAAAGAGCAUCUUAUAUUUUACGCAAAGAUGAAAGGCUGUCCAAGUGAUCAAAUUUCAAAGGAAGUGGAAGAAAUGGUAAAAAUAAUUGGUCUGGAACAGAAGUUAAACAGAUAUUCAAUGACAUUAUCUGGUGGGCAGAAACGAAAGUUAUCUGUUGGAAUCGCAUUGAUAGCAGGCUCAAAGUUUGUAAUGCUUGACGAACCUACGUCUGGUAUGGAUCCAGCAGCUAGGCGACAAACUUGGGAUGUCCUUCAAAAGUUUAGAAAAGAUAGAACAUUGGUUCUCACAACACAUUUUAUGGAUGAAGCUGAUCUUCUUGGAGACAGGAUCGCUAUAAUGGCAGAUGGUGUAGUGAAGUGUUGUGGAACUUCACAUUUUCUAAAGAAGAAAUAUGGUGCAGGAUACCACCUUGUGAUGGUAAAGAAUCAGUCUUGUAACGUUAGUACAGUCACACAACUUAUUCAAUCUCACAUACGUACUGCAACACUAGAAAGUGAUAUUAGUGCAGAACUAUCAUACUUGCUUCCAUUUGAUGAGUCGAGCAAAUUUGAGAACCUGUUUAAGGAUGUAGAGGCAAAGAAAAGUCAGCUUGGGUUGACUAGUUUUGGAACAACUGCUACUACUAUGGAAGAAGUCUUUCUUAAGGUUGGUGCAUCUGCUACUGAUGACGACGAGAAGGAUCAAAACGGUGAAGCAAAUGUGCUUUAUCAAAAUCAAGCUUUUGUGCAUGAUGAAAAAAGACCAAUGAGUGAUAGUGCAAUUGUUGAUACAAAGAAUGUUCCACCACUCGCAAAUAAAAUGAAUGGCGAUUCAAUAGAGAAACGGUCAAGUUUUAAUGAAACGCCACCAUUACCCAAUAUAAAUGGACAGUCUAAAUCCAACAAUUUAAUGCAGAAUGGAACGUAUAACGCAUUUAAUGAGAAUGUCAAGAAAAAUGCUGGACUUGCCUUGACAAUGCAGCAGUUUUAUGGAAUGUUUGUAAAGAAAAUGAUUCAGACAUGGAGAAAUCGUGUGGUAACCUUAGUGCAACUGAUAAUGCCGGUUCUUUUCACUAUCUUUGGAUUGCUCGUCGUGGAGUCGUCGCCGGGUAAUACCGCGGAUCCUGCAUUAGCUUUGGAGUUGUCGUCUUUUGGUUCUGGUUUAACAGCUAUUUGGGAUGAUGGCAAUGCAACCACAGGUGCUGAAUUCGACAUUGCCAAUCAAUAUUCAAAUGCUAUUACUAGCAGCGGUAAUGCCGCUUUAGAUGCCGCCGCUGCAUCCAAUAUCAGUACAUACCUCAUGAAUAAAGCUGAUAGCGUGGGAAUAUCAACAUUCAACACAAAAUAUAUGAUAGGCGCUUAUCUUGCAACUAGUAACAGUUGGAUAGCCUAUUUUAAUGGCGAGCCAUUCCACACACCUGCAAUUUCUUUAGCAUAUUUGAUGGAUGCAAUUUUUAAAUACGCUAUGAACAGUGAUUUAUAUUCUAUCAAAACAACAAACUCGCCCUUUAAACUUACAGUAGACGAGAAUGAACGAGCUAACUUCUUUACAUAUAUUGGAACAGCCUUUUCGCUUGCUUUUCAGAUUAUGUUCGGAAUGGCGUUUUUGACAGCCACUUUUAUCAUUUUCCUGAUCAAAGAACGGUCAUCUGGAGCAAAGCAUAUCCAGAAAGUGAGCGGAGUUAGUUCUAUUGCUUUCUGGGCAUCAAAUUUUCUAUGGGAUUUGAUCAAUUAUCUUAUUCCAGUUUUGCUGAUAUUGAUUGUUUUUGCAGCAUUUCAAACAGAGGCUUUUGUGGAUGACAAUCGCUUAGGGAUAGUUUUCCUUAUAUUUGUAUUCUAUGCCUGGAGUUUUCUCCCAUUAACGUAUGCGGUCAGCUUUUUUUUCUCAUCAGCUCCAUCUGGAAUGGUUGCUAUGACUAUGCUGAAUAUCAUUAUUGGUCUUGCUACACUGAUUGCAGUAUUUGUCCUCAAAAUACCCGGAUUUAAUACAUACUCUAUUGGUAGCGCGUUAGACCUUGCAUUCGCCAUAUUGUUUCCAAACUACUGCAUGGGAACUUCGUUAAUGAGCAUGUAUGUCAACUGGGGGUAUACCAAAGCAUGUUCCGAAAGUGGAUAUCCAGCGUCCUGCCAGUCAAGCUGUGAUUCGAAUGGCGGUGAUAUAUGCUUCCCAAACUCUUCUAACUAUCUCGACACUGCCUAUCCAGGAGUUGGUCUUUACAUAUUGUUCCUAGUUGCACAAGGAGUUGUUUACUUUGCUAUUCUGUUUAUGAUUGAAAAUGAUGUGUUCAAUAAAUGCAGAUACAAAGUCAACAAUGGAAAUAGUACAUCGGUCUCGGAUUUUCCAUCGGACGAAGCCUCCAUUGAUGGAAAACAAGAGGAUAAUGAUGUCGCCGAGGAAAAACAUAGAAUAAAUUCUAAUUCUGUCACUCAUUUAAUGGAAACAGAUUCCGUUAUUGUUAAGAACCUUACAAAAUAUUAUGGUAGGUUUCAUGCAGUAGAAUGUAUCAGUUUUGGAAUUGCACCUAACGAAUGUUUUGGAUUGUUGGGACAAAAUGGCGCUGGAAAAACCACUACAUUCAAAAUGUUGACCGGGGAUGUUCCUCUUACGAAGGGUAAUGCCUUCAUGAAUAAAUAUGACAUAAAACAACAUAUGAGACAAGUUCAACAAAAUCUUGGUUAUUGUCCUCAGUUUGAUGCCCUAAUUGAUCAGAUGACUGGAAGGGAAACUUUGUAUAUGUAUGCUCGGCUGCGUGGCGUGCAAGAGAACCAAAUCAAAGGUGUGGUUAAUGAUAUAAUGGACGUGAUGAUGUUGAAGAAGUACGCAGAUCGGGAGUGUGGCACGUACAGCGGUGGUAACAAGAGGAAAUUAAGUACAGCUAUGGCCUUAAUUGGGGACCCUCCUUUUAUUCUACUCGACGAACCAACGUCUGGAAUGGAUCCUGGUGCCAGACGACAACUAUGGAAUGUUCUUUCACAAGUUAGAGCCAGUGGGAGAACGUUAAUUCUUACGUCACAUAGUAUGGAAGAGUGUGAUGCCUUAUGUACUAAAGUAGUCAUCAUGGUUAAUGGAAAAUUUGUUUGUUAUGGAAGUCCACAACAUUUAAAAAACAAGUUUGGUCAUGGAUACACACUUAUUUGUCAAAUGAAAAUGGAGGAAAGUGGAUUCCAUGCUUCUACACAACCACUGAAACAGUUUGUUAAAACAACGUUUCCCAACAGUGAAAUAUUUGAUCAUCACCAUGGCUACUGUCAUUUCCAAAUUCCGGAUGCAGAUAUUCCAUUGGCUGCGGUAUUUAGUGCUAUGGAACGUGCAAAGAAAGACUAUAAUAUUGAAGACUAUGCUGUUCAUCAGACGACACUUGAACAGGUGUUUUUGACAUUUACACAGAAUCAGAUUCCACCAAAAGAAGAGAAAAAGAAAGGUUGUUGUUCAAGUAAUGGUGACAGUAGCCCUGCAUGUUGUUGUUGUUUAUAAAAAUUGUUUUUCAGUAUAUGUAAAAUCAACAACUUUCUUAAAUAUUUAGAUUCCGGAUCGCAUAAUUUAUGAACGUCUAUAUUCAAAGACAAAGAAAGCCAUAUCAUGUUUUAUUGCAUGGCUAGAUAUUAAAUGCAACCAAGUACCACUUCUGUCGUAAACAUUUUCUUGCACUAUGUUAUGAAUGUUCUUAUAAAACUAAGCUACCAGAGAGAAAAAAGUGCCAAGCAAUGACAUUCCAACGUAUGAUCUAGAGAAAUAUUACUUCAUAUUUGUAAUACAAGGUCUUAAAUAUUACAAAUUUCAUUCUGUUCCCCGUUUGCAUUAAUCAUGUUAAUAUACAUCUAUUUUUUGUCCAAUCGACGAAGUUACAAAGUCGAUCAUGGUUGAUUGACAUUGUAAGUUGCAUAGUUUACAUGUUCAAGUUUUAAAAUUUUAUUUCAACAUUUGAAUUAUGCUAUCAAAACUACAUACAGGCAAGACAUGUAUCUGUAUCAACAAUUUAUUCAAAUUAUAAGGAAGUUUGGUAUCUUAGCACGCCCUGUUUUAGAUCAGGGGUGUGAAGUAUUCUUAGCACCCUUUUAGAAUGUAGAGAGGAAGAAUUAUACUCGGUUAUAUGACGAUUUCUUGUAUUUAAUAUAAAAAAACAUGCUUUUUGUCAAGCCUAUGGCAAAUGCUUCUUUUUGAUAAGUUAAGUUAACAACUAACUGUCCAGUUUUUGGAUUUGUCAUAAAAGAACAUAUCACUAAUGUAGAUAUCCUGUUGAAUUUACAUCAAAUUAUUUCUGUUCCAAAGUUAUAUAUGUAGAGUAUUUAUGUAAUAAGUGCUAUUCCAUGAGUCAAUAUUUUGUUACCGAUGUGAUGUCAACCCCCUUAAUUAUUCUUCUUGAAUAACUUGAGAUUGCCUAUCGUACUAUGUUUUCUCAUUUACUUGAAAGAAGUCGAAACGUUCCUAUGUUAGUUUAUUGAUUUCAGUUGUUGGUUGAUUAAAAUAUGAUGUAUGUUAAAAUCAUCCAUGCAAAAAGUUUUAAAUGUGUAGGAAAUUAGAUACGCAUGAAAGGUUAUUUCCAAAGUCGAUAGUGUCCGAUGAUUUCAAUGGCUAAGCCUCAAGUAGACUGUGAUAAUGUAUAUUUUUGCAAUUUAUUUAAAAUGACAUGGUAUUGUUUUUAUUAUCUUAUAAAUGUUACAUGUUGUAAUUUGCUGUAAAUCUUAUUUACAAUGAAAAGAUGACAUAAGAUGCUAAUCGAAAAAAACAGACAAUAUCAUAACCAAACAAUAAUAUGAUGAAAAUACAAAUAGUAGUCAAGAAACACUACACUAAAACCCAAAGACUGAGCAGCACGAAACUCACCUAAAAGAGGGAUAAUCUCAGUUGCUCGUGACAAGUAAAAAUUCGGUGACAAGUUGCAUUAGAUGAUGUCAGAAUCAAUGAAAAAAUAACUUAUUUCAAAAAGUACAAAGAAAACACACUCAUACAAGCAGAUGAUUAGAAGGAAAAAUUGAAGUGAUAAUCAAAAUUUAAUUGUAUAGUAAGCAUAUGUGAUUUUUCAUACUUAAAAUACACAUUUGAAGUAGACGUUAAUCCGGUAUUAGCCUUAAGGUUUUACAGUAACACUUAGGAAAAUUCCUGUUUAAUAUGAAAUUUACUUGUUUAGUUUCAAAGGGAUACGUGCAUACGUUCAUUCAAAUUUUGACUCCAUGUCACAGACAUAAAAACUACAUACACCCUGUGUAUACUCAAAUGACCUACAGCACUUGUGUCGUAAGUAAGUCAUGUACUUAAAUAGUACAGAAUAGUACAAGUCAAUUAUAUUUUUAUUUAAUUUAAGAUGAUUGCCUCAUGUAUUUUUUUUUUUUUAUUAAAUGAAUCUCAUAUCAGGACGCAUAAUAUCAUGACUUUGCAAUCCAAGUUUUAUUCAUUUCGGAUAUAUUUACAUAUUUGCUUUUAUGUGUAUUUUGUUUACAUUUUGUACAAAUCCUUUUUAACAAACCAGGUUGAUGAGGUAUGUUUUUUUUCAUCAAAUCAACAAUUUAGUACAAAUGAAGUACAGUACUAAGCGACUGAAAUUUCAUGGUUUAAAAUAAUUGAAAAAGAGUUGAUUUGAUUAUCUAGUAAUUUCUUUUAAAAGAUGAAGAAAAUGUCUAAGUGGAUACGAUUUAUACAACAAGUAACACUUUAUUUUUUCAAAAAAUUAAAAAUUAAAGUAACUUUUUUUUUAUGUAAAAAUACUAUAUUGAAAUAUAUUUACAUAUAUUUACGUUGAUUUUAACUAAUGAAAAAUGAGAACAUUUCUAUAAAUAUUGGGAUACGGAUACAUGUAAAUAAUAAAUGAUCAAUUUGCAUAUCAAGGAUGAUUUUGUUUUCCGUUUAUAACAACUGUUUUUUCUUCAAUAUUUUUUACCAUUAUAGAAAAUCAAUGACAAAACAACACUGUCAGCCUAUUUCAAGAUUUUUUUAUUUUUAUUUAAUACUAUAUUAUGUUUACCUUAAAUUUUACCCCAGUUAUCAUUAACUGCAUCAUCAAUUAACUAAUGAUAUCAGACAUAGACAAUCAUUUAAUUAUACAUGAAGUUAUGUAUGAUAAGUAUCCAGUAAGUCGCACUAAGUUUUUUUUUAUCUUGUUUAAAUGUCACUGAGAACACUAUUGUGGGAAAAAUAUUUUCUUUGUUCAUCAACAAUUGUUUAUUAGAAAAUAAAAGAUAAGAAUUUUUUUUAUAUACGUUUGUAGAUUUUUGGGAACGUAAUAAAAAAGAUUUUAAGUUUUUUAAUUUUUGCACAAAAGUUUUGCCUCUUUUUGUCCGUUCCACUGUAUGUAUUUUUAGAUAUUUGCAUCGUAUUAUAAUAGUUCAGUGGCCCCAUUUAAUGGUUUGAUAUUUUCAAGAUUACUAUAACAAUCUGAACUUAAACACCGGUAAAUGAACACUUGUGUAACAAUAUCUCAUUCAUGUUCUCUUAGAUCUGUAUUGUUAUGUUUUGUGUAUUGUAAUAACAUGAUUGUUUUAAUAAAAGUUGUAAUACCAUUA
Mytilus californianus (California mussel) is the source of this 8508-nucleotide messenger RNA. Its product is annotated as phospholipid-transporting ATPase ABCA3-like. Gene Ontology annotation, biological process: transmembrane transport; lipid transport. The record is from RefSeq and is a predicted model, not a curated record. Bases 221 to 5485 code for a protein of 1754 amino acids. The transcript has 19 exons. Gene Ontology annotation, cellular component: membrane; intracellular membrane-bounded organelle. Gene Ontology annotation, molecular function: lipid carrier activity; ATP binding; ABC-type transporter activity. Lineage: Eukaryota; Metazoa; Mollusca; Bivalvia; Mytilida; Mytilidae.